AUGGAUGAAAGAUCCAGUAAGCUCAUCUUGGUUCCUAUUUUAGCUGUCCUUUUUGUUAUGAUAGGUUACCAGUACAUAUGUCCCGCUGGCAGCAAUUCGUGCCACUUUAAGGCUGGGGAGAAAUUAAGGGGGGUGAGCCUACUUUCCACCCCGUACCAGGACAGCGACGAUUUCUACAGAGACCAAGACCUGGAGGAUGACAGCCCUCCUAAAGUGCCGUCAAAAUUCAACUUCACAGAGAGAGACCUUGACAGACACGUGGAGUUCAACAUCAAAGGGGACGACGUGAUAGUGUUUUUGCACAUCCAGAAGACCGGAGGAACCACUUUCGGGAGACACUUGGUGAGGAAUAUUCGCUUGGAGCAGCCGUGCGACUGCAAGCCAGGGCAGAAGAAAUGCACAUGUCACCGGCCAGGGAAAGAGGAGUCCUGGCUCUUCUCCCGGUUCUCCACCGGCUGGAGCUGCGGACUGCAUGCAGACUGGACCGAGCUCACGAACUGUGUGCCUGUCAUAAUGGAUAAGAAGGAGGCCCAGAGGAAUAAAAGGAACUUCUACUACAUCACCAUGCUGCGUGACCCAGUCUCCCGCUACCUGAGUGAGUGGAAGCACGUUCAGCGCGGAGCCACAUGGAAGACCGCCCUCCAUAUGUGCGAUGGACGUUCGCCCACCCAGGACGAGCUUCCCACCUGUUACAAUGGGGAUGACUGGUCCGGUGUCACCCUGACAGAGUUCAUGAACUGCCCAUCCAACCUGGCCAAUAACCGUCAGGUCCGCAUGCUGGCGGACCUGAGCCUGGUGGGCUGCUAUAACCUGUCUUCUAUGAACGAGAGCCAGCGAAACCACAUCCUUCUUAGCAGCGCCAUGAGCAACCUGAAGAACAUGGCUUUCUACGGCCUGACCGAGUUUCAACGCAAGACGCAGUACCUGUUUGAGCGGACGUUCAGCCUGCGCUUCAUCUCCGCUUUCACGCAGAUCAACAGCACGCGAGCCGCCAAUGUGGACCUGAGCGAGCUUGUGCGCAAACGCAUCGAGGAGCUCAACUUCUUGGAUGUGCAGUUGUAUGAGUACGCAAAGGACCUGUUCCUCCAGCGUUUCCAGUUCACCCGCCAGAGGGAGCACCAGGAGGUGCGCUUGAAGAGGCGUGAGGAGAGGCGAUGGCUGAGGGAGCAAAAAGAGCAGGGCAGGCCAUGGGUGCCCAAACACAGAGGGGUCGGAAAUAGAGGCGGGAGAAGGGGAGGAGGGUUGGAGAAAGGUACUGAUGGUGACUUUCCAACCACCACUGAGGACUACACAAGCCAAGUGGCCCGUUGGUGA
This is a messenger RNA of Morone saxatilis (striped sea-bass), 1314 nucleotides long. It is a transcript of the gene hs6st3b, whose product is annotated as heparan sulfate 6-O-sulfotransferase 3b. The record is from RefSeq and is a predicted model, not a curated record. Bases 1 to 1314 code for a protein of 437 amino acids. Gene Ontology annotation, molecular function: heparan sulfate 6-sulfotransferase activity. Gene Ontology annotation, cellular component: membrane. Lineage: Eukaryota; Metazoa; Chordata; Actinopteri; Moronidae. The transcript is spliced from 2 exons.